Fusarium venenatum is the source of this 5148-nucleotide messenger RNA. Lineage: Eukaryota; Fungi; Ascomycota; Sordariomycetes; Hypocreales; Nectriaceae. The record is from RefSeq and is a predicted model, not a curated record.
AUGCCGCCCUACGCUGCCGACCUCGAAACCUGGUGGUUAGGGAGUGGCUACGAUUUCAUCAAACACCUGAUCGACACCGUGACCAACGGCCUCGACCCUCGGCAGUGUGGGUUUGCGCAAGAGAUAAAAACACGACUGCUAUCAUUCGACAGCGAUCCAGAGAUCGCAGAACAAAUCAAGAAAGAUUGGCCAGCAAUUCAUGCGGCAAGAGGCGUCGACUACGAUGCAAACAGUCGUAAAUAUGCCAAGUACGUCGCUUCCACCAUCUUUCGGAAGCCCGAGAAUGGAGGUGUCAAUUUCGAUCUCGCAAUGAAUGGUCUGGGCUACCUCGAUGCAAUAGAAAUUCGCCGUCUUCGUAUCCUCGAAGCUGUAGAUGAGGCUAUUCAAGCUGCUCCACCGCAGGAAGACCGGUCCCCAAUGCUUCAAGAGAUUGAACGGACGUCCACCACCAACUUCAAAAAAUUGCAUGCAGGGCUUAGGACAUGCAUUCUUAUCGAGGAGCUGACCAAAGAUGUUAACCACAGAAAGGAGGCUGCUCAGAUCAUGGCACUACUCAACGCACUUGUGCCCUCAGCUGUAUUUUUGAGGGACACAGAUGAUGUAGACCCAACUCCACAUUCGUCAGGUGUCCGUGAUAGUGUUCGAUUCUCAGUUUUCGAACAUCUUAUUUCCAAGGAUUGCUUCACACAGGAACGACAGGAGUUUAUCCGGAUGAAGCUGCGUUUCUGGUGUGAUACCUCUAGUUAUGUAGAGGUUAGAGACGUCAUGUUGCGCUACUGUGAAGAGUUCAAGAAGGUGGAGGAGCUCUCCAUGAGGCUUUUGAACAAACUUGAGAAAAGAUCAGGUAACACGGUAUCUUAUCAUGCGGUCACUGCCGGGUCUCCUAUGAAAUCUAGCGUAGACACAUCAUGCAACUCUGGUCCACAGGCCAGUUCUUCUCAGCUUGAGAGCACUAUCCUUAUCCCGAACACCUCACUAGAAAAUCAAGGAUCUGCAAAACAGCCACUCGCGACGCCUCAACUCCCUCUGGCUUUCCAUCCCCUGCUGAGAGGCAUGCCUGGGCGAGAACUUAGCCCUGCAAAGACAGACAUUGCUCUGCUCGCUAGAGACAUGAGCCAACCGCCUAUUGCUUGUUAUCCUGACGAUCUGUCAAAAACCUUUUUUUACCAACACCCCCGCGCCAGGAAGCUCAAAAUGUCUACACAAGAACAGUCGACCCUUGGUCUUCUCUUGCCUGCAGAACUCGUCGAUCAGCGAGAUUACUAUGCACAAGUCUCCGACAAGCUCAAAAUGCACCACCCACCAGGCGCCUUGGACAAGAUCGAAAGCAAAAAGUACCGUCAGCCUGGUCUGCCAGAUAGCAAAAGAUUGGAAGAAAUGCAUUUUCAACCACGAGACGAAUGCAUGGCCAAUUCUAACAAAACUCAGUCAAGCCACGGAAAACGUCUACCGAUGUUUACAGGCAACAUCCCGCAAUCUGAACCACUUGCAGGCGCAGAUCAUCAGAAGUUGAGCUUUGAUGACAGCAACCAUGAAGCCUCUCCUGCAUCCCAGGCCCUUCAACAGAGUCCAGGACAGUCUAUUGCGCAAGACACCGAAGAGCCGCACGUUCACCAAAAAGAGCCCGGGACAAAGGAUCUCCCCCAACCAGCGUACCCGCUUGCGAAACCCCGGAUCUCGCCCAUGGAAUACGCUCGUAUGUACCUAUUGGAGAAAUCCAAGGCCUUUCGCGAAAACCGACAGUGCGAGCUUCCGAGACCUGACAUGCAGUGGUAUUGGACCCCUGGAUACAAGAAGUUUAUCAUUAUUCCUCGAAUACCCAAGAUAAUUCGACGCGAUCUGGUUUCUGAAGAUGCCUAUUCUGUUCCUAAUUUAGAUGUGCAAGAGUUUAACAAAGGACAAACAUCAAAAACAAUUUCACAAGGAGAGGACCUCAUCGGGCUCAUGCGUCUAUCGCUACACCUCGGGAAGGAUCCUGUUCUCCUUCCUGUUUUCCCGGAAAAUCCAGAUCCCAAGGGGAGUGGUGAUGAAAUUCCUUAUCAAGGAUCCAGUAGAACGACGGAAGCCCCCAAUUCUAUUGACGUGUACCAAGGAAAGAAUCUAUUAAUGCCACACCGAGGACCGGCUGGAGGCAGAGUCGAAGAUUGGCGGCCAAUAGGUGAACAUGAAACGGAAGUAAACGAUGAGGGAUCGGACGCCACGACGCCAGUUGAUGUUGGUAGCAAUGAGAAUACAAUAUCUCAGUCGAAAAGGGCCACAGGAGGAGAUACGCCUGCGCCUAGAACCCAGGCAUCUAACAUUCACGAUGAGCGUCGUAGCCAUAUAAUUGCAGAAGAGCUCGGCGAAUGUUCUUCAGGAUCACGCAAGAGCUUUGAAACAGUAGCCCGGAAAGAGUUUUCAGACCAAGUAGAUGUGAAGGUUGAGGACGAUGCCGAAAACCUCACACUCUCAAGACAACUUUCACGCGUCUGCGCAAAGGAUAUGUCAGUUUUGGAAUUUGCCACGCCAAGAAAAAAGGGUAAGACAAUGGAGCACACUUUAAGCCAGUUGAAUACUAUCUUUGGCCAUAGUCCGCUUGCUCGCUUCCCCAUAGUAGUCGAGCCGACUGACCGAUUGACGCCAGGGACUCUCGCAAAGCGUGUCGUUGACAGUUCUGGUGGCCAGCUCCUCUCUGAGGAUAUUCGGCAAGCUCAGCUGAUCCCAAGUCCCAGCGAUAAGCCCCUUCAGGGGUUGAAGGCAGACUUGUGGGAUAUCGAUGCAGAAUCGAUGUUGUCUGAACUCAAACCAGAGCCGCUGCAGAUUAACCGGCAGAGACCACGCGCGAAUACGGACGAUGAUCGAAGAUGGUCGAGAAUGUUUAAUGAGCUGAAUGCCGAUGUUCCAUCCUCGCUUGGGAUGAUUGGAAUCAAGACCUCACUCGAUCCUCAUAAAUCCAUGGACCAUGAAUUUGCUGUUGCCGAUGAUGAUGACGACGACGACGACAAUACGGUAACGGAAGGUGAUCGUACGCCACGCGCUUCGGGGGCCAUGAUACAGAACGUUGUAAACGCAACCCCAGUGCUCAGAGGUCUUCAGAGGUCCGCUUCGACAAUCAUCACUCCCACACAGCCCAGCAGAAAACUCCAUCACCAAGCUUCAUACAAUUUGGAUAAUGUAGAGCAUUCCGGAUUCACGCCUGAACAUCGCCGGGAAAGUAUCACCCAAGGAACAUUUCCGAGAUCAGGCGUAAUGCUCAAUCUCCACGACACUCAAGCACGUCUCGGAUAUCCCCUUCGGGGCCCCGAGGAAAGCCAGCUCAGUAGAAGCUUGGACGACACAACCCCAAAGGCCAAACAUUUCAACGGUAUGUCUGAAACAGACCGACACAAGCAGAAUUCGGUCAAAGAGUGGGUGAAAUCUAUCGCGAUGACACCGCGAAGACACAAGAUUGUGUCGCAUGCCAGGACCGAAGACAAAAAGGAGACUUAUACAUCAGGCGCUCAGAUAGCCUCGUAUGAUACGUUGGAUCAACAGAAUGCCCAAUCUCUUCUGAUAACCUCUACACGAGAUUUCUCUCAAUCUCAAAAGCUCCAAAAGCAGCGGCUGAAGCCAAGAGAUACUCCUAGCAGCACGCACCCUUUUCCGAAACAAGAGUUUGAUACACAAGGUCGAGCUCAAUCACCAUUUCCUCCUGCAGGAGAGCAAAAUCUUUCUCGUCGCAGAACGCCGUCCCCAACAGAACAACGCACCAUUUCCGUUCCGUGGACGCCUUCUUCAGGAAUCGGUAGCGUUCUCCGCAGGCGGGUGCGUUCUGGUUACAGCACACCGGGAACACCACGAACACCACGAACACCAGGAACACCACGAACACCACGAACACCACGAACACCACGAACACCACGAACACCACGAACACCACGAACACCACGAACACCACGAACACCACGAACACCACGAACACCACGAACACCACGAACACCACGAACACCACGAACACCACGAACACCACGAACACCACGAACACCACGAACACCACGAACACCACGAACACCACGAACACCACGAACACCACGAACACCACGAACACCACGAACACCACGAACACCACGAACACCACGAACACCACGAACACCACGAACACCACGAACACCACGAACACCACGAACACCACGAACACCACGAACACCACGAACACCACGAACACCACGAACACCACGAACACCACGAACACCACGAACACCACGAACACCACGAACACCACGAACACCACGAACACCACGAACACCACGAACACCACGAACACCACGAACACCACGAACACCACGAACACCACGAACACCACGAACACCACGAACACCACGAACACCACGAACACCACGAACACCACGAACACCACGAACACCACGAACACCACGAACACCACGAACACCACGAACACCACGAACACCACGAACACCACGAACACCACGAACACCACGAACACCACGAACACCACGAACACCACGAACACCACGAACACCACGAACACCACGAACACCACGAACACCACGAACACCACGAACACCACGAACACCGGCUUCCCCUCAGUUAGCCUGGCGGCCGUUUGAUAACGACCAGCCCGAACCACCUUGCGUUUCACCUUGGUCUUCGAACAACCAUGAAAUCAAGCGGGACAGGGAGAAGCGAAUAGCUUUCUUCCGUGAAAAGGCAGAACUUGAGUUCGAGGAAAAGCAAUCUCCCAAGAAACCGAGUCGUAAGAGCUCUUUUGGGAGCACUAUUCUUGGAGACCGCACAAAUCGAGAUAAUCCAGCCUUGGAAAAUCGCAUGAGUAAUGAAAGUCUUGUUACCUGGAGGAACUUCAUCCAGGACGCCCCCGAGCCACUCUUUUCGUCUCCCCCGCCACCUGUACCACCACUUCCCACCGAGUCUCAGUUGACCCUUGCCCUCGGCCAACUUCAACAAGCGCAGACACCAUCCAGGGCUGCUGCAAGUGCUGAGACUCUCCCCGUUACUUCUUUCCGGGCUAGGAAGCCUCAAGGACUCAAGGUUGAUACGGACUGGGCGCGUAAAGCAGACCAAGAUGGAGCACGAACACCGAGUCGAAACGCAGGAAUGAAAUCUGUUAGUGGAAGCAGCAGCAGAACUGCACUCCGUUUAGAUGGCAGGUAG